Messenger RNA from Coffea arabica (coffee), 500 nucleotides. NCBI's taxonomy places the organism in Eukaryota, Viridiplantae, Streptophyta, Magnoliopsida, Gentianales, Rubiaceae. The record is from RefSeq and is a predicted model, not a curated record.
CUGAUAACCAGCCAUGUUAUGAGUAUACCGCUUUGGAGUGCCAGAUGCUUCCAUUGAUGAGUAGAAAGCUUGAAUAUCAGCCAUCAUCUCCUUGGGAGAAGGAAGUGAAAGCCGACCACACAGAGUACCAGCUAUCCACUUGCUCUGAAAUUCAAACAAGGGGAAAGACCACACUUUUGGAUUACAUCAGGAAAAGCAAGGUGGCAGCAUCUGAAGCAGGUGGAAUUACUCAAGGCAUGGGGGCACACAAGAUACAAGUACCUUUUGAUGGCAAGCCACAGACUUGUGUUUUCCUUGACACCCCUGGACAUGAGGCAUUUGGAGCAAUGAGAGCUCGUGGAGCCAGAGUAACAGACAUUGCUGUUAUUGUAGUUGCUACUGAUGAUGGAAUUCGACCUCAAACAGAAGAGGCCAUUGCUUAUGCCAAAGCAGCUGGAGUGCGAAUUGUUAUUGCUAUAAACAAAGUGCGCUGGCAUUUAUUCUGAGAUUUUCCACUGUGU